This is a messenger RNA of Osmerus eperlanus (European smelt), 1148 nucleotides long. It is a transcript of the gene rasip1, whose product is annotated as Ras interacting protein 1. The transcript is spliced from 5 exons. The coding region runs from base 312 to 1148 and encodes 278 amino acids. Gene Ontology annotation, biological process: negative regulation of Rho protein signal transduction; regulation of GTPase activity; signal transduction. Gene Ontology annotation, cellular component: cell-cell junction. The record is from RefSeq and is a predicted model, not a curated record. Lineage: Eukaryota; Metazoa; Chordata; Actinopteri; Osmeriformes; Osmeridae. Gene Ontology annotation, molecular function: GTPase binding.
UGUUUCUCUAUCUAUAGAGAGGGAGAGCUAGAGGCAGGAGCCUUUACCACCGCUAAAGAGAAAUAAAAGAAGAGAAAAAGAAGAAACAAAAAUUGAACAAAAAAUAAUAUAUUAUUGAGAAGAAGAUUUGGGAAUUUAGGUGACACCUAGAUUGGGUCAUUUGACAAUGGAGUUUAUCAUUUGGUGGAAAAGACGGAUGCCAGGAUAUUGAUGUACUUUACCACGGCUUCGCAGUUGAUUUUAGGCGAAAAGAACGUCCAUUGCAAAGGACAAUUAAUACAUAUAAAACCAAGAAGGAAUACCUGUUGUUGAUGGAGGGGUCUGGCAGUCCUCGUUUCAGGAAGCUUCAUUUCCCUGUGGGUCUGUGGAUCAACUCACCCAGGAAACACUUUGCCAAGCUGGGGGGUCGCUGGCCCAGCGCUGCCUCUGUCAAGUCCACCACCAGCUCUGACGCAGCCUCCCUCCAUGAGGCCCCCUCUGCCCCUUCCUCCUCCCUCUCUGUCUCCACCCCCUCCCUGGCUCCCUCGUCCCCCUCUCCCUCCCCGGCGUUCCUCAGGCCCCGGCCCUCCGCCCCCCAGUCUCGCACCAAGCGCCUUUCCCACCUCUUCCUGCGGGGGCGCUCUAACAGCGACCGUGACCGGGCCGUGGGGGAGAGGGAGAGAGAGUUGUGGGCUCACUCCGCGGCACCCUCGUCGCACCACUACCUGCCCCCGGCCUCCUCCACCGCCCCGGGCCUCAUCAAGAUCUACGGGGAUGCCCUCUCCAGCGGAGCCAACUACCGAUCGCUGCUCGCCAACGUCCACUCCACCGCCAGGCAGCUCAUCGCCCAGGUCAUCACCCGAUACACGGAGAGAGAGAGGGAGGAGACGGAGGAUGCAGUCCUCCAGAAACACUGCCCAGAAGACUUCCUGUUGUGUGAUGUCAUCGGAAAGCCCAUCCAGCAGCCAGAUGGAGCUGUCCAAUGGGAGACGGAAUGUCGGCGGGGUGUGGCCCCUUGGGAAUGCCCCUUGUUAUUGGUGGACAUGUGGAGGCCGAAGGACGGAUUUGAGCGACGCUUUGAGAUGCAGAAGCGGGAAGAUUACGAGAGGGAGGAGAAGGAGAGGGAGAGGGAGGGGGAGAACUAUCAGUUCAAAGAGCAACUUUACUGA